Molecule: messenger RNA, 819 nt
Organism: Talaromyces rugulosus
Lineage: Eukaryota; Fungi; Ascomycota; Eurotiomycetes; Eurotiales; Trichocomaceae
Exons: 4
Coding region: 1-819 (272 amino acids)
Source: RefSeq, a predicted model, not a curated record
AUGGCGGACGACGGCUCUGGUUAUGACGACCCCGUUUGCUUUUCCUCUGCCUGGGAGGGGAAAGCGAUAGAUUUCAAGUACAAAGAUCCCGAAUCAAAGUUCAUCGCCGGCACAUGGAAGCUCGGCAAAAAGCAGUAUGAACGGCCUCGUCUAGCAACAAACUGGGAGUUUUCAAUGGGACUUGUUUCGGAAUCAGAGGCAAUGUUUGAAUGCAACAACACAGACAACCCCGACGAAACAGCUUUGAUGAUAAUUUACAUGCAAGUUCCACGCCGCAGCACAGAGUUUUUACCCCCCUCGGAAAGAAAGGCACAAGCCACUGAUAAAUUGCCUCAUGCACCUGCUAAUCAGCUUUGGGCUCUGACAACCCUACAUAAGCAUAACAGUCAUUCUAGUCUAAAACUUUACGGCUACAAAAAGUCAAAGCAGAAUGACUCGGGGCUUGUGCCAGGAGGAUAUAUUCUGUAUUUACUUGUUCAGAAAUACCCAGGCGUCUCUCUCACCGAGGAUUCAUUCUGGCAACUAUCAUUACCUGAGCGAGAUGAGAUUCGACAGGCCUUGAAGGCGACACUCCUUGACUGCCUUGACAAAGGGAUCAACAACUAUGAGGAUGACAUAUCGAAAAUUCGUUGGAUGAGAGAGAAAAAGAAGGUGUUCCACGCAUGUAGUCCUAAGCAGGACGGUGAGGACGAAAACGGUGAGGACGAAUGGCGUGAUAACAUUUGGUAUUACUGGGGCCUGGUAGCCAAAAAGCCAGACUGGAGAUAUGAUAAAAACGAUAAUGGGAAGAAGCUUGACCCAUCGAGAUGGGUAUUGUAG